Anopheles bellator is the source of this 357-nucleotide messenger RNA. RefSeq lists its product as uncharacterized. NCBI's taxonomy places the organism in Eukaryota, Metazoa, Arthropoda, Insecta, Diptera, Culicidae. The coding region runs from base 1 to 357 and encodes 118 amino acids. The transcript has 4 exons. The record is from RefSeq and is a predicted model, not a curated record.
AUGUUGAAAGCUAUCGUUUCCAAAUUGCCCCACAGUUUUUCGAAGAAACGUUACGGCGAGUUUAAAAUUCUGCACAGUUUGUUGGUGGCGAAGAUCCGUGGGGCCGUGGGCCGUAUUCGUACGUUUUCCAUCAGCAAUACGACAACCGGUAACAACGCCGUCAAGCGCCAGGAUCAAACAUCAAAACAUGCAUCACCGGCCACCAGUGACUGGACCCGAUCUUUAAGCAUUUGGUUAGACAAGUGCUGGAUGACUUCGAAUUCGCAACAUUGGCUGGGCGCUGCGACUGUGCGAACGAGUGUGAUCCCAUGGGAGGGCGACCUGCUGUUGACCGAUCCGGUGUUACAAGGUGUUUAA